Seriola aureovittata is the source of this 1907-nucleotide messenger RNA. RefSeq names its product homeobox protein MSH-C-like. Lineage: Eukaryota; Metazoa; Chordata; Actinopteri; Carangiformes; Carangidae. The transcript is spliced from 2 exons. Gene Ontology annotation, molecular function: DNA-binding transcription factor activity, RNA polymerase II-specific; RNA polymerase II transcription regulatory region sequence-specific DNA binding. The record is from RefSeq and is a predicted model, not a curated record. The coding region runs from base 76 to 909 and encodes 277 amino acids. Gene Ontology annotation, cellular component: nucleus. Gene Ontology annotation, biological process: regulation of transcription by RNA polymerase II; embryonic morphogenesis.
CACAGAGCACAGACGCAUAUUGGACACUGUACACCUCGGCAACUCCAUUCCUCUGAACGGGCCACACAGAGGUGCAUGGCCCCAUCCCCUUGUAUCGUGAUGAAUCCUGUGCAGGGGUCGCCGUCCCAAGACGCCAAACAGCUUCAUCAAAAAGAGGAGACGGACACGGAGGGAGAGGAACUUCAGCCGAAAGACAUGACCACUGAGAAAGGAUACAAACUGCAGCGGAGCAGCCUCCCGUUUAGCGUUGAGUCGUUGAUUUCCAAGAAGACCACCUGUCGGACUUCUUAUUCCCCCUCAGAUUUAGCUCUGGUGCUGCCCAAGCCCGUGGCGGGGCAGGGCGCGCAGUUCUCUCCAAGGACUUUUUACGCGGAGAGUAAGGUCCCCGCGGAGAGCUCGCAGGGUGUUUCCAGUAGUUCCAGCGAGGACAGUCCGCAGUUUUGUGAGAAAGAUCAGAGCACUUGGUUCCAGACGUCCUCCUUUUCUACUCCUCCUCGCAGCUCCAGUCCAACUCAGUGUACUUUAAGGAAACACAAAAACAACAGGAAACCUCGCACACCCUUCACUACCUCUCAGCUGCUGGCACUGGAGCGCAAGUUUCGCCAGAAGCAGUACCUCUCCAUCGCCGAGAGAGCCGAGUUCUCCAACUCUCUCAACCUGACGGAGACUCAGGUCAAAAUCUGGUUCCAAAACAGGAGGGCCAAAGCCAAGAGACUGCAGGAGGCCGAGCUGGAAAAGUUUAAACUGGCCUCCAAGCCUGUCCUGCCCGCCUUCGCGCUGCCGUUCCCUAUCGGGGCGCACAUGGGCUCUCCAACAUGGGGCCCGUCAAAUGCCUUUCCGAGGCCCAGUCUGCCGGUCCCAGGACUGUUCAGUGGACCCGUUACUUAUGGGAUGUACUAUUUGUCUUAGUAUUCCUGUGUUUAAGUGUGUGUGCGCGUGCGUGCGUGUGUGUGUAUGUGGGUGGGUGUGUGUGUGUGUGUGUGUGUGUGUGUGUGUGUGUGUGUGAUUUUAAGAGAAAACAAUGAUGUCUUCUGGUUGCAAUACGCGAAUGAGGAUGGUGCGUCUUUAUUUACAUCCUGAAGAACCAUUUUAUAUAUUUCCAAUUUGGAGUUGAGAUAAAUUUUUUUUCUAACCUCCAGAAUUUAUGACAAAUAAAAUUUCGGACACAUUUUUGAUAAACAAGUGUGUGCGUAUUCGGACUGAGUGCUUUCGCUUACUGUCCUCAUUUUGAGAUCGUGUCCAGUGCUGUGGCUUGUGGAUUCGCAGGCCUUUUUAGGCAACACUCCAAAUGUAAAUGUCAGGUUUUUAAACGACAUGCCUUAAAUAUCUCUUUGCAGUCCAUCCACCGUGCUCCGCAGUAGUUUGUGAAACUGGACGUUUAAAGAGUGUCCAGACAUGGAGACAAUAAUCUACUGAAGCGGAGGAAAAAAUCCUUAAAAGCAACAGAAAAGUACUUAAACGGUGUCAGUGCCUUAAGACCAGUGUAUCACUUGAAGUUUUUCUGCUCAUUCAGCAUUGACUGUUUUCUGUCAUCAUCGGGUAAAACUGCAGUUUUCCAGACUUGCUAUUUGAAUGUUUGUAUUUCCUUACAGCGGUUCCUUUCACAUUUUCUAUAUUUUGUAAACAUGGAGCAAAAUUAUAUUUUAGAAAACACAUGUAUUAGAUAUUAUUUUACUCUCAACGUGGCCUUUGUGGGAGUGAUAAUAGAUUUUCUUUGGGGAAUUUUGCUGUAAAUGUAAAUAAAAUGUGUAGUAUUCAUAAAGCCCUGCAGCCUCGCUUGAAGAGCAGCGGGAAAAGUGAUAUUUAUUGAAUAUCUUUGUAUCUGUACUGUGUACAUACAUCUCCCUUUCUAAAUGUUCAGUUACUUGUAAAGACUGAUUUUUAGUAAAUAAACAUUAUACAACGUC